This is a messenger RNA of Biomphalaria glabrata, 6720 nucleotides long. RefSeq lists its product as uncharacterized. The coding region runs from base 225 to 6551 and encodes 2108 amino acids. Lineage: Eukaryota; Metazoa; Mollusca; Gastropoda; Planorbidae. The record is from RefSeq and is a predicted model, not a curated record. Gene Ontology annotation, cellular component: dynein complex. Gene Ontology annotation, biological process: microtubule-based movement. The transcript is spliced from 27 exons. Gene Ontology annotation, molecular function: minus-end-directed microtubule motor activity; dynein intermediate chain binding; dynein light intermediate chain binding.
CCAGGCCAACACAUUAGACCUCCUCAAGCUCAUGAAGCAGGCCAACUGAUCAUUCGGAAUCAACAUUUGCAUCACCCUCCUGCAUUGUCACCUCUAGCACACAGACGUGUGUCCAAUGUGAUUAGGAGGCACUCAUCAAACAGCCACUGAUCUCAAAAGAGAUUAGGGCAAGGUUAACCUUUUGUUGCUGACGCUUAUUAUAAUGUAGGAACUGCUAUGCGGAUAUGUCUUCAUUGAAUGAGUCACGAUCUAGUGACAAUGUCAGGCGUCCAAAUUUUGUAGGGCAUGUCAUUUCCCAUGCUGAUUCUAGUUUCCAGGGCAACAGAACUCUAGGCAAUGUGCACUCAUCACCAGCAGCUGCAACUCCAGAGCUAACAAACCACAGACCUAACUUCUUAUCAGCAGACCACGUAUAUAGGUUACAAGUGUUGGAAGCUAAUGAUGCGAUGCAGCCAGCCUUGAACAAUCAAAAAUCCAGGGCAGGAGGAAAUGAUAAUGCUGGAGGCCAGCAGGGUGGUGCAUCUGUUUAUAUCUCCCGAAGUUUUCGUCAGACACUACAGGAGAGCAACAAUCUAGUGAUGGCAGUGGCUGAGAUGGAAAAGAACAAGAAGUCUGCUAAAAAUGAGGAGGAUCUGUAUGAUCUGAUGGACAGUUCUGUUGAUGAUGCUAAGACAUUCCCAGUUCUUCCUCCAAUAUCACGCAGAAAUUCUGAUAGGCUGGAAAGGAGCGCCCAUCAAGGUUUGACCAUCAGGUCAUUGCCAGAUCUGAAAAGAAUCAAAUCCACCUUUGCUUCAAUCGCUGCCUGGGAAGGGGUUACAAGCCCUGAAGUGAUCGUGCACAUCCUUGAGACUCAUCCCAAUGUUGAUGUGAUCUACAUGUCUCCAGCUAUGCAACCCGAAGCUGCAGACUAUUCCCCUUACUUCAUGCACAUGGUUUCUCCUGGAAGUGUCGAUGUCAUGAACUAUUGUGUAGUUGGACGUCAGUUUGCCAUUCGCUACAUUAAAGGGAAAAAGCCACAUCGUCUGACCUUAAAACGCUGGAUGUUUGAACAGAAAGUAACAGUCAAGCUGAGGCAGAACAAUUUUUUCAAGAACUUUAGAAUACUCAAAGCAUUUAAUGGACUGGCUCAGAAUAUGGACAUGAGAAACUUUGGUAAAACUAAAAGAAGGCUGCGAAGCAUUUUAAACCUCUGCAACCCAGCUUUUGCUGACACGCUCCUCCUGGUUCAGACCAUGUGCCUUGACCUUGAGAGUCUGUCUAUGAUACAAGUUGACAAGGAGCUGACCUACACAUUGAAUGAGUUCAUGGAAGACCAGGAGCACUACACACGUGAGAUAACCUCCAAGAUUGAGAGAUACACCUCCAUGCUGCUACACCUGACUUCUCGCACCUGCUGGGAUGAUGCCAUCAGUGCUGGUCUGGCUGUAGAGAGAGAGGAGAGGAAGCACUUGGCACCCAAGAGGAUCAAUGAACUCAGGAAAAUGCAGAGGAAGAAAUUGAGCACUGUCUCUGGUACAUCUCAAGGAAUGCAAAGGCAUGUUCAAGAUGAGUCCAGCAUUGGCCAGUGGAUUCAUGUAGAAGCUAGUGAGGCCAAACAGUUUGAGAAGAUGAAAGAGGAGAAAUGUGUCCAGCUGACACGCUUCAUAUACAGCAUUGACUGUAUGCUGAGACAGGCUCUGUUCCAGAUCUAUUUAAACUCGUUAUGGAAAACAGCUGAUUACCUCAGUAUUCAAAUGAAGACAUUCCCAACAGAUAGUGACAUUAAAGCAUUAGUCAAAGGAUAUGUUGGUGAUCUGGAUAUUCAGCAUUUAUUUUUUAGCAGUGAUGAUGAUGAUGACGAUGAUGCAAAAGGUGUUACUGGAAGGCCUGGAGAUGCCCUGGGUGAUAAAGGGGAUAAGCAAGAGCAUCAAAAUAAUGUUCCAAAGAAUGGCAGUUUUCUUCCAGGGAAAGAGGAUAAGGACCAACCAGCACCACACAAGUCUCAAGGCACCAUGGAGAAUGAGGUAUCUACCGCCACAACAACUGGAGCCACAACAUUCAUGUCAUCCUCUGUGCCAACCAACUUCACGUCAGACUCCCACGGCCCCCUGACCAGCUCUACUGCUGCAGACAAUGCCUUGUACAUUCAGUUCAUCCAUGGGGAGCUUGGAAACGACUCUUUAGAUUCUACAACUUCAUCUUCACUGUCAGAUGAAGGGGAUGUUAAUGCCAUGGGCAACGAGGACAGGUUUGUGGCCUUCAAUGACCUAGACCUAAAUUAUCAGCCUGCUCAUCUUGAUGAUCUAAACACCAUGGUUGUCACAGGAACUGAAAUGCGAACUUACAGACUAGGUACUCAGAGCACAUAUCAACCUUUAACCAAUGAGAGCAUCCCAACCUCAACGGAUGACUUUCUCAGUGAGCAUGAGGAAGUUACCAUUGUUGAAAACGCCAACAUGUUUGAGUCGAAUGAUGGUGAGAACAGUGUGUUUGACCUCAGUACACCAAGAAGCAAUUUUUCCUCAGAGUUCAACAGUGAUGUGGCAUCUACUGAUUUGACCAUCACUUCAGAGGAUAGAGAUAGUCAUUCCAGAGCACCAAACAAUGCAAACGUUGUGAACACAUAUUUUAUUUCUCAGGUUAUGCCCAGGGUUCUUCCAAUCAGUUCUGACAGAGAUCUGAUGAACCCUCAAGGAAGUAUAACCAAGAAUCCCAGCUUAAAAUCUAAGCCUGACCAAAAGUUGAAUCUCAGUUCCAAACAUUACAGCAUCAAGUCUCAAAUCUUAAUGCCUACUGUUAUACAGAAACAACUUCACCCUUCUGAAAAACGUUCUGGAAACACAUCUCUGAAAGACAAAAAUCGAGACCAACCUACAAGCAAGACACACAACUUACCUGACGCCUUGGGUAUAUUGCGACCUCAUGAUUCAAAUGUAAUGGGCCUUUUUGGCCAUCUGUUCAGCCUAGCUGGAGAGUCUUCAGUGGACUUAACUGAAGACAGCCACAUUGAAGAUAUGCUGGAGUUUCCUAUUCUGGAUGGAACGGCUUGGGAGCCUGAAAAUAUUGACCAUUACCUAAGUGUAAGAAACUCUCACAGCAGCUCGGUUGACCAAGGCGGCCAUUUGGAUGUGCAAAAUAUCCAAAAUGCUUCAUCUGAUACUUCUAACAGCACUAUGACGAGUUUAAAAACUGCUGAAAACAAUUGUGGGAACAAGACCCAGAACAAAAUGUCCAGUGUUAAUAAUCCUGACCCAGAAGUUAAGAAAAAAACUUUGCAACCUUCCAACCCCACCUCAGAUACAGACUCCCAGCCCUUGGAUCUUCGCACGACUACCACAUCUGGAAGCAACACAAAUUUAGCCCUUUCUGGUGAGGUGAACAUUCUUGAUUUCUUAGCCAAAGAGAUGGACUACAAUUACUCUGAUGACAAUGUACCCCGAGUCAGGAGCAGCCACUCUUAUCCUUCAGCAUUUGUGGACAUCACAGAUGAAAGUGAAGAAAGCCAGAUGACUAAGCAGAACUCACUGACGGGCGAAGACACUCAUUUCGUUUACAGUUCGGGGAUCCCAGGAGCAAGAAAAGAUGGAGGAAGACGGAGGAAAAAAGGUAAAGCAAGGUUUCCUGAUACGAGUAGCUUGUCUUCAGGAGAAACAGAAUCUUCUAGUCAUGGGACCAUAUCACAAAGCACUGUGAAGUUUCAAGAUGCCCCACAUUCAACUAGAAAUGAUACUGGUUUUGUCAACACUGUUGCUUCUACACAGCUACCUCUGACUGAAAACAAAUUAAUAGAUAAAUCAUCAAAGAAGAACCUGGCUAUGAGCUGUAACAUUGACAAGCUCUACAGGUCAAGUACUGUUGAUCCCAACGAGGUCAACAUUGAAAGGAGGAGCCUAACCUCAGACACCUCAUCCACCAGUGAUGUUGCUGAUAUUGAUUUUGAAAGUCAUAUUUUUCUGCCCACCUCUCAGGAUUACAGUUGUAGUACUCAUGGUCGAAAAAUUGGGUCAAAGAAGAACCUGGCAAUGAGCUGUAACAUUGACAAGCUCUACAGGUCAAGUACUGUUGAUCCCAACGAGGUCAACAUUGAAAGGAGGAGCCUAACCUCAGACACCUCAUCCACCAGCGAUGUUGCAGAUAUCGAUUUUGAAAGUCAUAUUGUUCUGCCUGCCUCACUGGAUUACAGUUGUAGUACUCAAGGUCAAAGCAUUGGGCCAGAACGCAUUCAGAAUAUCAGCAUUGAGAAGGCGACAACAUUCGGUAAAAGUGAUCAGGAACCUUUGGAUAGUAAUAAUGGUAACGUUGGCCGCAGUGAUGAAGACGACUCAAGUAAAAAAGGGAACAGCCUGGCUAAUAGAGCAAGGAUAGCCAGCAGGAAUGUUUCUGGUGGAGGUGUUGGCAGCUACAGUAGUGUCCCUGGACCACCAAUGCCACCCCAAGGUACCCCAAGAUCAUGGAGUGAUGGGCUACAAGACAUCAAACCUAUGUUUCAUGCUGCUGUCCACCUUGAGAAGCAUGUGAUCUGUAUGACUCCAGAUGUGUUUGACUUCACAGGGGCUGCUUUCAACAUGAUACACGACAUGGAGGAGCAUCUGGUGAGUAUUGAGACUCUAACAUCAAACUGUGCUUUCCUUCCCUUUGUGAUGCCCUCUGUUGUGCCAGGGACCCCAGUGGACAAAAAUCCCAAAGGUCCAAGUUUGGAGAUUGUACUGCGGCGAGAUCAUCAGCUGGUGCAAUUGAAAAACACCAUCUAUGGAUGCAUUGACGCCAUGUUCCACUCUGCUGGCAUCUACACAGAGGCUCUACAGAAGCUCUUAACCAGGUAUUUUUUGCCAGAGGUAGAACUUUUUGGAGAGAUGGGAGCCAGGGAUGCUAUGCUCUUCCUUGAAUCUCUGCAGCUUCUUGAUGCCCAGCUGAAACUAUUAGAAAGACUGCCAGAGUCUCAACGUCUUGGAAUGUUUUUAUUUGACAUCAGUCCAUUCAAAGAGAGCCUUCGUGUAGCUCUGACAGUUCACCAGCAAACUGUGCAAGAGAAUGUGAACCAUGAGACAAUCAUCAGAAUACAAAGUCUUAUUAGGAAACUAGACAAUUUGCAGGCUCUGUUGGAGAGCCAUCCAUCAACACUUGAUGCCCUGUAUGUUCGGCUAACCACCACUGAUUCCAUCCAUGACAUCAUCCACUUGCUGCAGUCAAGAGAGAUCACCCAGAUUGCCAACCUCUAUAAUAUAAUGGAUAGGUUUGCUGUCCCUUACAAUGAGGAUGAGAGAAGAGUGUUUGAGUCAUGUCACUACAUGUUGACCAGUAUCCAGAGGGCCGGUGAGGUCAGUAGGAAGGAGAGAAAUCUAAUGAUAGAGGGAAUAGAGAAAUGCCUGGAGAGAGAUGUGGCUUGGAUUCACUCGCAGGUAAAGAAAAUAUUGAAACCUUUAACAGAAAACAGCCUGUUUCUUGACGGGUUCGCUGAUGUCAUUAAGGUCAAGCAGGCACUGAUGUAUGCUGAGGAAGUGGUCAGAUCCUAUGUCACCAAAGCAAAUUUCGUUAGAGAAAUCCAAAGAUACUUAGGGAGACCAGAGAGUCACUUUAGUGAACUGUUUCAACUGUCAGCACGCUAUGUCAACACUCGGAAUCUCUGGCUUCUAAUGGCUGACUGGGAUACCAAGUUUAACAACUGGAAGCGGCAAAGUUUUGUAACUCUGGACAUUCAGAAGAUCAACAACUACACUUUCAAGUACAUGGAGGCUUGUAACAAGCUGGAGAAAGUUCUGCCCAAAAAUACUGUAGUCUCUGUGUUUGGGGAGAAGAUGGAUAUAAUGUUACGCUGGCUGAACUUUAUCAUUGAGUUCAGAGGGCAGGCUGUCAAAGCACGCCACUGGAGGCAGAUUGAAGAAGUGUUAGGGGUGGAGUUUGGAGAUCAGCUUCCCUUGACCUUGGCAAGCCUUAUGUCCAUCAACGCCAUAGAGAAGCAGAAGACGCUCCAUGUCAUCCUGAACAAGGCCAGGGCAGAAAUGAAUGUUCAAAGUGAAUUUGAUGAGGUGAAGCAUCAGUGUGAAGAACUGAAACUGUCCAUCCAAGUCAAACAGAAGUUGUUACUGGAAGGAGAGGAGCCGGUCACUGUGUUCCUACUUGGAGACACAUUUGAGGUGGAGGAAGCUCUUAACUACUGUGUGAUGGAACUAGAGAGAAUUGACUUGUCCCCUCACAGUGGCUACCUCCAUGAAACGUUGGAGCAGUUCAUACAGCAAAUAUUUGAAUCUCUUGAGAACAUUGUCUCCUGGGCAGAGAUGCAGAUGAAACUGAGUCGACUUCGUCGCUUGUUGCUCCGGCACACUGAGUUGAUCCAGACACUUCCUGCGGAGGUGAAGAGAUACAAAGACAUAUUCAUGGAGUAUUCUCAUUUCAUGGAGUCUUUGGUGCCAGACCCGAGUGUUCUCAAGUGGUGUACAUCCCAUGAAAUGCGGGAUAUAGUUGAGGCUCACCACAAUGAAAUCAUCAGUUUGUACAGAGUGUUCAAACGAGAGAUAGAGCAACAUACAGGCAGUGAUAAUGCUGGAAGGGAUGUGCCCAUCUUUGGCUUAUGACUCACUGAGACUACAGGUCUCUAGAGAAACUAAAUGCUGACCUUUGGAUUGUCUACUUGAAUUCUGUUUAUUUUAUACCUCUCAGGAACUAUUGUAUAUACAUUUAUUCUAUAACAAAGUCUAUUUUUAACAUAGUUGUACUCAGGAUUAUAUUACAAUUAUGUGAUUG